This is a messenger RNA of Rhopilema esculentum, 628 nucleotides long. Its product is annotated as 2-iminobutanoate/2-iminopropanoate deaminase. Gene Ontology annotation, cellular component: mitochondrion; cytosol. NCBI's taxonomy places the organism in Eukaryota, Metazoa, Cnidaria, Scyphozoa, Rhizostomeae, Rhizostomatidae. The record is from RefSeq and is a predicted model, not a curated record. Gene Ontology annotation, molecular function: deaminase activity.
AACCUCGUUUGGGACAUAACUUGAAAUUUUUCUUCCAAGAUGGCAGCUAUCGUAAGGAGAGUUAUCAACACAGCAAAGGCACCAGCUGCCAUUGGGCCGUAUAGUCAAGCUGUUCUUGUGAACAGUACACUCUAUGUGUCAGGGCAGCUAGGACUUGUUAGUGAGACAAUGCAGUUUGUAUCAGAUGAUGUACAAGCUCAAGCAAAGCAGGCCUUGCAAAAUAUGGGACAUAUUCUAGAAGCUGCUGGGACAAGUUUUGACAAAGUUGUCAAGACAACCGUCCUGCUUGCUGACAUAAACGAUUUUGCCAAAGUUAAUGAAAUCUAUGGUACAUUUUUCAAAGAACCCUACCCAGCGAGGGCUGCUUAUCAAUGUGCUAACCUCCCAAAGCUUGCAAGAGUUGAGAUUGAAGCAAUUGCAGUUGUCGGAGAUGUUGUCGAUGCUGCGCAGCCAAAUCUGUAGCUGAGACGUCGCUCAUCAGAAUUGCCAACAUUUUCCAUCAAUUUUCUUAGGUUUUUAUGAAUUUUAUUCGGGAAUCGUCAAAAUUAAGUGUGUAAACCGUUGAUUAAAUUGAUUUGGUAGUAAAAUCGUGAGUGAAGUUGCAUUGAAAAUGCCAGAAAAGUAGAAA